AUGUCAAUGAUAUCUGCGGGCGAGCUCGAAAUCCACCGAGAGUUCAAGCCGAAUCCCUGUUCUUUUUACUUGCUCAACAUCGGUAUUGAUACCACACUCGGUAUUCCCAUACUGAUUAUUGCUCUUCGUAUUCUGAAUUUUUUCGCGUCCUACACCCCUCUCGCCAACCCCCCUGAAUCGAUCGAAUCCGGUAAUUACGGUCAACCUCCCAGAGCCAGCUGGUGGCUCAAGCAGUCCUUCAUCUACUUCUUGGGUCUACUCAACAUGAAAGUUUGCGUCUUCUUUCUAAUCCAGUUUCUGCCUUUUAUUGUAAAGAUCGGUGACUGGGCGCUUCGAUGGACGGAAGGAAACACUGCGUUACAGAUUACCUUCACCAUGCUCCUUUUCCCGGUCAUCAUGAACGCUAUUCAGUACUACAUCAUCGAUAUUUUCAUCAAGAAACCCUUAUCACACGAGCUCUAUACUGAAGAGCGAGGUAACGCAACUUCCGACGAAGAUCUCCAUCGGCAAGGCCUUCUCGCGGGCAUGGAUGAGGAUGAUGCAUCUGACGAUGAUAUCGCGGCAGACCCUAGGAAGACAGCCUCCACGGACACUAAAGCCGCUAUCGCUGAAUCAGAGCAGGCUCUGGCUGAAGAUACUCCCGUUCCUCCAUAUGAGCCACCCGGUUCGAGCUCAAGUGGCGAUGAUCAAGAUAACAAGCACUCGCGGCCAGUUGGAUGA
This is a messenger RNA of Penicillium chermesinum, 720 nucleotides long. Its product is annotated as STIMATE family protein. NCBI's taxonomy places the organism in Eukaryota, Fungi, Ascomycota, Eurotiomycetes, Eurotiales, Aspergillaceae. The record is from RefSeq and is a predicted model, not a curated record. The transcript has 2 exons. The coding region runs from base 1 to 720 and encodes 239 amino acids. Gene Ontology annotation, cellular component: membrane.